Messenger RNA from Solenopsis invicta (red fire ant), 1940 nucleotides. Its product is annotated as THAP domain-containing protein 1. The transcript has 3 exons. The record is from RefSeq and is a predicted model, not a curated record. Bases 249 to 998 code for a protein of 249 amino acids. Gene Ontology annotation, molecular function: sequence-specific DNA binding. NCBI's taxonomy places the organism in Eukaryota, Metazoa, Arthropoda, Insecta, Hymenoptera, Formicidae.
AAUAGAGAAAUUUUUCACUUUUCACCACAGAUAUCUAUACUAAACUAGAUCGCUACCUUCGGUUGAAUAGCUGUGUCCGGCAGGAUAUCCGGAUUCGGCCAUCUCACCCAACAAGAAAAUUGCGUCUGCGCGUAGGUUGGGUUAGUGUGUAUGUGUUUGACAGGUUUGACAACUAAGCCGAUUGACCGCUGAGCACCGUUGAACAUAUUAAUUGUGAUUAUCGAGUGUUUUUUUGAUGUCGUGCCAUAAUGCCAAGCAAUUGUUGCAUAACGGGUUGCAAAAAUAGCAAUAAAAAUGGUUUUCAUUUAUUCAGAUUUCCUUUAAAUCGGCUUGAAAUAUUGCAAAUGUGGAUUAAUGCAAUUGGAAGAGAAGGUUUUCAACCAACUAAAAAUCACCUUAUUUGCAGUGCACAUUUUAAAGCUGAGGAUUACAUGGAUAGACCAAACACAAGUGGUGUACGCUUGAAAAAUCUUGCUGUGCCUUCUAUAUUUUCUAAGGUUUCUGCUCCUGCAUUCAUACCUAAUAUAACUGGUUAUGUAACGAAUUCACCCGCUGCAAGUUCGCCUGCAAAAACUUGGAGGAGUAUAUUAAAGAAACCAGAUAUCGAUCAAUUAUCACCUAAUAUUGAUUCUGAGAGCUCAAGUACUUCUUCAUUGAAACAUACUCCAAUUGUAUUGUCUGAGAGUCCAAAAGCAACUACCAGUGCAAAUUCAAUUGAUGAUACAAUUAAAAUAACUACGGUAAAGAAACGGAAAAUAAUGGAUCCUUCAGUUUAUUAUUUAAAGAUGCAGAAAAUGUCUCCAAGAAAACAACGAAUGCAAAGAACAAUUAAGACAUUGAUGCAGAAGGUAUCACGAAGAGAUGAAAAGAUCCGUUCAUUGGAGAGUCUAUUAAAAACAUUACGUGGAAGCCUUGGCGAAUUAUUCCAGAACAAAUGGAAGAAUGCAAAACAAAGCCGGAAAGGUCGAUAUUUCAAAUUGCUAAAAUUAUAUUACUAGAAGAUUCUUUUAAAUACUUAAUGACGUACAGGUUCAGCCAGGACUACUUAGAAUUAUUUUUUGCACAAGUACGUCGACAACACAGUUGGAAUAACAAUCCAAAUGUAUUACAAUUUAAAGCUGCCAUGAAAAGUAUACUUGUGAAAAAUUCGAUUUCAGCGACAGAAAAAGCAAAUUGUGUCGGUUUUAACCUAGAACAUACAGAUAUAAGAUUUAAAUUAACAUGGACGAAGAAAACAAACGUUAAAAAUUGGCAUGAUUGACAUUCAUGGUGUAAAUUCUGAUAUUAACAAUGACAAUUUUUUUUCUGACGUUGAAAACGAAGAAUUAUACAAUAUUAUCAAUGUGGGUGACAAUAUAAUUACCUAAAAGAUAAUAUUUUAUAUUAUGUAGCAGGUUUUGUAGUUAAAAAAAUUCUUCUUAAAUUAACCUGCAAAGGCUGCAUUGCCAAUCUUAUUAGAAAAACUGAUGAUAGGCAAGAAAACUUUGCAUCAUAUACAAUAUUAAUUGAAGUUAAAAAUAAGGGGGGUUUAGUUUAUGCAUCGAAUCAUGUGCAAAAAAUUAUUUGUGCCACCGAAAUUGAGUUUCUGCAGUCCGUAGCAAAAGGUACAAAUAAUCUACCAAAUAAAAAUGCAUACUCUCAAAUUAUUUACCGAGUGACACGCAGAUUCGUAUUAAACGCGAAUGUAUUUCGUAAUAAUGAUAAAUGUUACGAAGAGUUGGAAAUAGGUACAGAUAUACCUUAUCGCUUACAAUUAAUAAAAAUUGUAUGCAAAACAUAUUUGACUAUUUGAAUGCAUUCACAUUCCAAAACAUUAAAUAAAGACGUUGUAAAUCCUAUAAGCAAACGCCAAAAAUUAUCCAAAUUGAUUCUUUUUAAUAAUACGUAGAUUGUAUUAUUAACAUUUUGCUAUAAUUCUUACAAUAAAAUUUAUUGUUUUA